Messenger RNA from Daldinia vernicosa, 1922 nucleotides. RefSeq lists its product as uncharacterized. NCBI's taxonomy places the organism in Eukaryota, Fungi, Ascomycota, Sordariomycetes, Xylariales, Hypoxylaceae. The coding region runs from base 225 to 1736 and encodes 503 amino acids. The record is from RefSeq and is a predicted model, not a curated record. The transcript is spliced from 2 exons. Gene Ontology annotation, cellular component: nucleus.
GCCGACCAGCCGACCCGGCCUAGUACCACCAGAUACAUCUUAUCAUCAAUUUCUCCACUUACGCCAACACGCGACCUACUUCCAUUGACGCGUUUUAUCUAAUCUGAUAACUCUUUGUCUCUCGUUGAUUGAGCCUGUUUUUCGGAAUUGGUAGAUGCGAUACGUUGCUCUUGAAGCCUUGACCAAUACCGACGAAAUACUCCAUCUGCUGAGUAUCUGACUCCAUGUCGCCAACCGCCGAAACUCUUGAGAAAGAUCUCCGCGAUGGGGUCCGCGCUCUCGUCGCUGAACGCGGGUGGGAUCAGGUAACCGUGAACAACGUCCGACAAUAUGUCGAGGACAAGGGAGAGCUAGAACAAGGAUUCUUCAAGGCGCCGGAGUGGGAGGCGCGUAGCAAGAAGAUCAUCAAAGAAUUUGUUGCUCAGUUGCUAGCCGAAGAAGAUGAAGCUCCAUCAUCCUCGGCGGCCAAUGUCAAAUCGGAAGCUAAAAACGGGAUUAAGCGACAAUCGAGCGAAGAGCCUUCCCCAUCACCCAAGCGCCAGAAGAAAGCAUCUCGUGCCGCUCCGUCUAAAAGAGCUAAAGCGAAGAAGGAAGAAUCAGAAUCGGCGCUUAGCGACUUGGAAGACCAGAGCGAUUUUGGAGAGCAACCAAAGAAAGCAACUAAGCAAAGGGUCGCUAAAAAAGAGGAGUCUGAUUCAGAGUUGAGCGAUCUUGAUUCGCCAGAGGAUGAACCUAAGAAUGCUAAGCCACAAAAAUCCAUUUCACGUCGAGGAGCCAAGAAGGAGGAAACAGAAUCCGAGUUAAGCGACCUGGAUGAUUCGGAAAACGAGCCAAAGAAGAAGACAAAGGGCAUAAAGAAGGCUACGCCUCGGCGCAAGACCAAAAAGAUUACCAAAAAAGAAGAAGCAGCUAGUGAUCUAGAGGACUCGGCAGCAGGAAAAAAGCGAAAACGUGCGGCACCUGCUAAAAAGCGAAAUACUAAACGCGCCAAGGCGGAAUCGGAUAGUGAAGACGAUUUGUCAGACGAGAAGAAGGAAGUCACAAAGGAUGAAGUUGAAUCUACUGCCGAUGAAAAAAGUCUGCCUCAGCCGAGAGUAAAUGCUAAGACUGAAUCGAAAGCAGAGGAAUCAGGCGAGGAUACCAAACUAAAUGUUGUGGAUAUCAAGGACAACAAAGAUAUCAAGGAGGCAGACGCCGAUGACUCAGGUUCAGAUUUGUCGUCCGUUAUAGACGACCCCCCUCCCAAAAAGCGAAAACCCAGAGAACCGAAGGGUGCUCCUAAGCCUAAGCAGGCAAAGGAAUUGUCUGCAGACGAUACGGAGAUCAAGAAACUCCAAGGCCAAUUACUCAAGUGCGGAGUUCGCAAGAUAUGGGGCAUCGAGUUGAAGAAGUAUGGUGACGAUAGCAAGGCCAAAAUUAGGCAUCUGAAGGAAAUGCUUCGAGAUAUCGGGAUUGAAGGUCGCUUUUCCGAGGCGAAAGCUAAGGAAAUCAAGGAAAAAAGAGAACUCAUGGCAGACCUAGAAGCUGUUACGGAGAUGAAUCGGAACUGGGGUAGCGGAGCGGGUAGACGUGCUUCUAGGAGCAAGACCACCAAGAAGACAUCGAAAGGAGAAUCCGAUGAGGACCAAGAUGCCAAGGAUGAAGAGGAUGAGGACGAAGAAGUCAAGGGCAACCCACGCGUGUCAAAGCGAAUGGCUGAUUUAGCCUUUCUGGGAAGCGACAGCGAGUCUGAUUAAAUGGUCUACGGAGCAAUGACAGUGACAAGGUUGUCAGUACCGAGCAUGAUAUGAUAUGAACGGAUUGACUGAGCUUGAUGAAAUCCGUGUGUUUUUACAUGUAACUAGUUACUUUCCGGCGUUCAUCUUCUGAGCUAUGAGGCUAAAAAUAGCAACUGAGCCCAUGAACAAGACAGCAUUAUAAAA